CUAAAAGUCAUGUUGCCUCUUAGUGUUUUCAACUAAUGUCAUGGUUCAAAUUAACAAUCAUUUCACACAAUAAUAUGAAUGAAAAUAAUCAAUGUAGGCCAAACAAACACUCAAAGAAUAUAAGAAGCAGUAAAAAUAUAUUGAGCUGAGUAACACAUCUCCUCCUUAUACACGAGCUUUUACAGCAGUGCGACGAGGGGACGUCGCUUUGACGAUGUUAGCCGACUUUUAACGAAGUGCGCCGCCGCCGGCCGAGCAGCUCGUCUCCAUAAACAGGCUUCUCUCCCGAUGCAGCUUUCCACAACGCUCUUUGUCCGCCAGCUGCUGACCGAUGACGCGUCUCCUUUCAGCAUGAUGUCGGACGCAAUCAUGUCUUAUUUAAUUAAUGUGUGCAAUGUCGGCAGGCGUUAAAACCCAGCGACGGUAGGAGGAGGAGGAGGAGGAGGAGGAGGAGAGGGGGGGUCUAGCAUCACCUCAUCUCAAAGUGGCGAACAGGAGUCCAGUGUCCUUGCGCGUCUCAGCCGCUGCAACACGUCUCCGGGACGGAACAUGUCUUUUCAUUCAGCGGGGGAAACAGACUGGUGAAGGCGGCGACAGUGCUCUCACCCCCGGUAUGUGUGUUGGAUGUUUGGAAGAGACAACAUUUGACAACAAUUUUAAAGGAGCUCUCCCACGUCUCUCCCCCUCUGCCUUGGGACCAACCAUCCCGACAACCUCCCCCCACCUUUAACCUUCUCUAAUGAUGACAUCCCCAGACUCUCCCCCUCUGGUCUCCCCUUCCCCAUGUCCUGCUCCCCCUCCAUCCCUCCCCUCAUCCCCGGUCCCCUCCUCCCCAGCCCCUUCUUCCUCCUCGCUUCCUGUCCAGCCCUCGCUGCCUCCCACGGGGGAAGUGAUGGUGCUGGCUCUGGGCAGGAAGAAACAGAGGGUUCUGAUUGCGCUCUCCAUCCUGCCCAACCUCUUCCUGGCCUUUCUGCUCUCUUCCGACCCCCUCAUCACCCUGUCGCCGCCCCACCACUGCCACCUGCCGGGGCCCCUACCAUCACCUGAAGUGCUGAACGCCUCCCUGCCCUGGGAGAAGUCGGGAAGGCCCGGGGACAGCGGGGGACUGUCCCAGUGUAAGCAGUACGUCAACGGCAGCCAGUCAGCAGUGGUGGAGUGUGAGGCCGGCUGGGACUACAACGUCACUGAGGGGCUGAGGAACAACAUCGUUACUGAGUGGGAUCUGGUGUGUGGUCAGUACUGGCUGGUCCCAGUGGAGGAGGUGUGUUUCAUCCUGGGCGUCCUGACUGGCUGUCUCAGCCUGGGCUUUGCCGCUGACAGACUGGGCAGGUCCAAGGCUCUGCUGACCUCGCUGACCUUGUCGGUGGUGUUUGGGGUGUUGGUGUGUGUCUCCCCGUACCCCUCCAUCUUCAUCGUCAUGCGUUUCUGUUUGGCGGCAGCUAGCGCGGGAGUCUACCUCACUCUGUACAUCACCCGUCUGGAGCUGUGUGAACCGUCUCUGAGGCUGGUGGUGACCAUGCUGGCCGGGCUGAUGACCGUAGCCGGAGAACUGCUUCUACUGGCCGUCGCCCUGGGCUGCCAGUCCUGGAGGGGCCUGCUGGGAGCCGGCGCCGCCCCACUGACUCUUUUCCUCAGUUAUGGGUAUGAGUGUCAUUCCCGGGUGUUUCCAGAGUCUCCUCGCUGGCUCCUUCUGUCAGAGAGAUCUGCAGACAUGAACUCCUUCACCGAGAGAAGAAACUCCAACAGAGAUUUGAGGGACGACGAGAGCUUCACAGAGCUGGAUUCAGAGCCGGCACCCUCCUCACGCCCCAACCUGUCCUUCCCCGAGCUCUUCCACAGCAGGAACAUCUGGAAGAACAUGUGUGUGCUCGGCUUCACCUCGUUCAUCUCUCACGGCAUUAGUCACUGUUACAGCUCUUUCCGUGGUGACGUCAGAGGCACCGCCCCUAGCUUCUAUUGGACGUACCUGCUGUCUGUUUGCGCAGGGGGUGGUGCCUGGCUGUUGCUCUGGGCGACUGUAGACAGGUGUGGUCGCCGUGGCAUCCUGCUCCUCUCCAUGACGAUGACGGGGCUGGCUUCUUUGAUCCUCCUGGGACUCAUGGAGUAUCUCAGUGAGACGGCCAUCACAGUUUUCUCAGUGCUGGGUCUUUUCUCCUCCCAGGCCACCGCCUCCCUCUGCAUCCUCUUCACUGCAGAGAUCAUGCCCACCGUCAUCAGGGGCAGCAGUGUGGGCAUAGUGCUGGCUCUGGGCUGCGUGGGCCGCCUCAGCUCCCCGCUCAUGGACCUGAGGAACCACUACGGGUACUUCCUGCACCACGUGGUCUACUCCUCUCUGGCCCUGUUGGCCGUGCUGUCCAUCCUCCUGCUGCCCGAGAGCAAGAGGAAGCCGCUGCCCCAGACGCUGGCUGACGGGGAGCAGUACAGACGCCCCCCGCUGGGCAGGAGGAGGAGGGACAAUGUGCCGCUGCUAGCCACACCCAACCCAGAGACCUAAAAGACCCCUGAAAGAGUGAGAUGGACUGUGCUCAAACCAGCCGGGACAUUCCCAUCCAUCACGUUCAUGCGGAGGAGGAGAAAGGCUGAGCGAUACACAGAAAAGGGCUGCACAGAACAGAUGACCGUGGACAGACGAUGAAGGAUGGCGAUGAACGUGAUCAGACAGCCUGAGCUUCUUAACAUAUCAUCUUUUAGUCAUUCCAAACGCAGGCGGUUGGGUCGAACCACCGUUUCUCGUCACCAUUCUCUGUUUCCUGCCAUUGAGAUGUUUGUAAUCACACAAUGCUCACAGACUCAUGUAGGGAAGCGUUCAUCGUCAUCUCCUGCUGACCAGACGGCAGGUCAUCCCCCAUCAUGUGACACACCAGCACACUGCUGCACGCUGUCCCCCCCCCC
Messenger RNA from Anoplopoma fimbria (sablefish), 2892 nucleotides. It is a transcript of the gene slc22a17, whose product is annotated as solute carrier family 22 member 17. Gene Ontology annotation, molecular function: transmembrane transporter activity. Gene Ontology annotation, biological process: transmembrane transport. The coding region runs from base 740 to 2494 and encodes 584 amino acids. Gene Ontology annotation, cellular component: membrane. The transcript has 10 exons. Lineage: Eukaryota; Metazoa; Chordata; Actinopteri; Perciformes; Anoplopomatidae. The record is from RefSeq and is a predicted model, not a curated record.